Messenger RNA from Oncorhynchus gorbuscha (pink salmon), 1323 nucleotides. Its product is annotated as putative protein CRIPAK. The transcript has a single exon. Bases 1 to 1323 code for a protein of 440 amino acids. NCBI's taxonomy places the organism in Eukaryota, Metazoa, Chordata, Actinopteri, Salmoniformes, Salmonidae. The record is from RefSeq and is a predicted model, not a curated record.
AUGCCCUGUUCCCUGCCACUGCACACCGCUACACAGCAUGCCCUGUUCCCUGCCACUGCACACCGCUACACAGCAUGCCCUGUUCCCUGCAACUGCACACCGCUACACAGCAUGCCCUGUUCCCUGCACACCACUACACAGCAUGCCCUGUUCCCUGCCACUGCAUGCCGCUACACAGCAUGCCCUGUUCCCUGCCACUGCACGCCGCUACACAGCAUGCCCUGUUCCCUGCCACUGCACACCACUACACAGCAUGCCCUGUUCCCUGCCACUGCACACCACUACACAGCAUGCCCUGUUCCCUGCCACUGCACGCCGCUACACAGCAUGCCCUGUUCCCUGCCACUGCACACCACUACACAGCAUGCCCUGUUCCCUGCCACUGCACGCCACUACACAGCAUGCCCUGUUCCCUGCCACUGCACACCACUACACAGCAUGCCCUGUUCCCUGCCACUGCACGCUGCUACACAGCAUGCCCUGUUCCCUGCACACCACUACACAGCAUGCCCUGUUCCCUGCCACUGCACACCGCUACACAGCAUGCCCUGUUCCCUGCCACUGCACACCGCUACACAGCAUGCCCUGUUCCCUGCCACUGCACACCGCUACACAGCAUGCCCUCUUUCCUGCCACUGCACGCCGCUACACAGCAUGCCCUGUUUCCUGCCACUGCACACCGCUACACAGCAUGCCCUGUUCCCUGCCACUGCACGCCGCUACACAGCAUGCCCUGUUCCCUGCCACUGCACACCGCUACACAGCAUGCCCUGUUCCCUGCCACUGCACGCCGCUACACAGCAUGCCCUGUUCCCUGCCACUGCACACCACUACACAGCAUGCCCUGUUCCCUGCCACUGCACGCUGCUACACACCAUGCCCUGUUCCCUGCACACCACUACACAGCAUGCCCUGUUCCCUGCCACUGCACACCGCUACACAGCAUGCCCUGUUCCCUGCCACUGCACACCGCUACACAGCAUGCCCUGUUCCCUGCCACUGCACACCGCUACACAGCAUGCCCUCUUUCCUGCCACUGCACGCCGCUACACAGCAUGCCCUGUUUCCUGCCACUGCACACCGCUACACAGCAUGCCCUGUUCCCUGCCACUGCACGCCGCUACACAGCAUGCCCUGUUCCCUGCCACUGCACACCGCUACACAGCAUGCCCUGUUCCCUGCCACUGCACGCCGCUACACAGCAUGCCCUGUUCCCUGCCACUGCACGCCGCUACACAGCAUGCCCUGUUCCCUGCCACUACACACCGCUACACGGCAUGUCAUAUUCACUGCCUCUCUCUGAUCUCUCUCAACAUGCAGUAG